Molecule: messenger RNA, 1763 nt
Organism: Nelumbo nucifera (sacred lotus)
Lineage: Eukaryota; Viridiplantae; Streptophyta; Magnoliopsida; Proteales; Nelumbonaceae
Source: RefSeq, a predicted model, not a curated record
UUCAUUUUUUCCCUCUUCCUCUGCCUUCUUCCAUCUUUCCCUGUUCGAUCACACUCUCAAUACCAACCCCAGAACUCCAGAACCAACGUAGAUCCGAACAACUCCACAGGUCCAGAACCCUAGAUUUUUCCACUUCCGCUUCUCCAUUGAGACCGAAAAGCUUCAGAACUUCACUCUCACCUGCAGUCCCAGUCUCUGUUCUCUCUCUCCAAACUCGUUCGAUGCAGAAACCGAGAUUCCGACGCUGUUUUCACCCUCCGAUCUGAUCCAAACUAUCAAAGGCAGAAAAUACCGAUUUUUUACUUUAUUUUUUUACCUUUAACUUAAAAUGGGGGCUGUAACGUCAUCAAUGGCGGCAAAGUUCGCUUUUUUCCCUCCGAAUCCGCCAUCGUAUAAGCUCGUCGUCGGCGAACAUACCGGAAAAUUGUUAAUAUCGGACGUUCCGCACAGAGAAAACGUUGAUGUACUAAAGCUCUGUACGAAGAGAGGAAAUGAGAUAGUUGCGAUGUAUGUCAAGAAUCCGUCGGCGUCGCUGACUGUGCUGUACUCUCAUGGCAACGCUGCUGAUUUGGGGCAGAUGUAUGAGCUCUUCACGGAGCUUAGUCUUCAUCUAUGCGUAAACUUGAUGGGGUACGAUUAUUCUGGGUAUGGACAGUCUUCUGGGAAGCCGAGCGAGCAAAACACAUAUGCGGACAUAGAGACAGUUUAUAGAUGUCUUGAGGAGAUUUAUGGAGCCAAGGAGGAAGACGUUAUCUUGUACGGUCAGUCAGUUGGUAGUGGCCCUACUUUGGAUUUGGCGACCCGUUUGCCUCGACUGAGAGCUGUGGUUCUCCACAGUGCAAUCAUGUCUGGCCUGCGAGUCAUGUAUCCAGUAAAACGAACAUACUGGUUUGACAUUUAUAAGAACGUUGAUAAAAUUCCAUUGGUUACUUGCCCAGUUCUCAUAAUUCAUGGAACUGCAGAUGAAGUUGUAGACUGUUCCCAUGGUAAGCAGCUUUGGGAACUCUGUAAAGAAAAGUAUGAGCCGCUAUGGCUUAAGGGAGGGAACCACUGUAACUUGGAACUCUACCCAGAAUAUCUAAAGCAUCUCAAGAAGUUUAUAUCAGCUAUUGAGAAAUUGCCAAAUCCCAGCAGUGGAUGCCAACAGAGUACAGAUCAGCCAGAGCCUCCUCGAAAUAGUACAGACCAGAGAGAGAAGUCCAGGCCCAGUAUUGAUCAGAGAGAGAAAUCUAGGCCAAGCACAGAUCGGAGGGAGAAGUCAAGAGCCAGCACAGAUAGGAGAGAAAAAUCAAGAAAAAGCACCGAUCGCCCUGAGAAGGCAAGAAGUAGCACAGACCAGCCAGAGAGAGCAAGGAACAGCAUUGAUCGCUUCGGAGAUAUGAUGAGAUCGGUCGGAUUGUGCAAUAUCGAUUGUUUCAAGCCUACAGCAUCUGGGAUCUGAGGAAUUGAAGUGGAUUGAUAUUACAUACAAGAUCCUGCUUAUACUUGGAGGGGCUCCCAACUCUUUAACAUCAUAUUGAUAAGUUUUCUAGUACAGGAGUACUUGAAGAAGGAAACAGAACUCCAACAGACUUGAUGAUAAUGGGCUUUUAAGGCCCAUGAAUUAUAGUAUGCCUAUAUCUAUUACUGUCCCAACAAUAGUUGCUUGUUAUGUGAAUUAAGCACUCAUUCAACCAAAUGUGGCGUGGGUAAAUGAUAGAGCCACAAAUUCAAAAUUAAAUCUGAUUUGCAACUUCAUCAUUAUAAAUCUAAAAGCCAUGGCA